GUUCCGCCGAUAAUAAAGAUGGCGGUUGGACCCGCGUAAAUUGGAGAUCUCCUGGAGGUCGUUUUCCUGCCUUCAUGGUGUCAGUGACAUCCUGUUACAAGCAAACGUGUUGACCAAGGACCAACUAUGGCUUUUGAGGAGAUCAAGAGUAAAGGAGGAAUGGAUGUGGGGAUGGAGGGAGACAGGGGCCUUGUUGCUGGUCGGAGCCAGAGAGAGAAGAGGAGGUCGUACAAGGAUCUGCUAAGAGAGGAAGAGGAGAUGGCUGCUCAGGUCCGAAAGUCGUCUUCCAAGAAGCGACCCAAGGAUUCAGAACUUUUCAUGCUGGGAGGGGAUUCGCAUAAGAAGAAGAAGAAACACAGCGAUGAGCACUAUUACAGAGACCACGAUGGUUCAGGUCCAACUUCUCACAAGAAGAAGCACAAGUCUGCCGACCGCUCCCCGACCCUGUCGUCCCCGUCGUCCUCCCUCCCGACAGACACAGCGAUGGGCCUCCUUCAGGCCAUCACCUCUCCCUUGGCGACGGGAUCAGAACCCAGCCCACACUUACACAAGAAACCCUCCUACCCGCCCGUCUCCUCACAUUCCUCCAAGGACCGCAAACGUGAGGGCAACAGCAGUAGUGGAAGCAAAGGAAGCCACUCCCUCUCUCACUCGCGCCCCGUGUCUUCCUCGUCCUCUUCUUCCAAGAAGCACUCCUCCUCUUCUUCCAAGUCCUCCCUGUUCCACGGUGGAGCUCCCAAAGAGGAGCCGCUGACGUUGCGUGAGGCAGACGGGCUGAAGAUGAAGCUCAUCAUGUCGCCGGAGAAGGAGGAAGGCGAGAGCUUCCCGUUCACGCCGCACUCAUCCAAAGGAGGCGUGAAGAAGGAGAAGGAGAGAGACAGGUCGCAGCCCUCCAAGUCGUCCAAGAAGAAGCAGCAGCAGAGUCGAGAUCCACUGCCUGUGGUGGGAAAGGAGGUGGAGGUAGAAGGUCAUUACGGAGGAGGAAUGGGAGAUGAUAGUUCUUCAUCUGGGGCCGAGCUGGAGGCUGGAGAGUUGAUCAUAGAUGAUACAUACACACAUAUGGCGAAAAAGAAGAAGAAGAGCAAGAAAAGCAAGAAGAAAAAAGACAAGGAGAAGGACAGGGAUAAGGAAAAAAGUGGGAAAGAUAAGAAGCACAGCAAAGGAUUUGGAGAUUCCUCAAAGAGCCACGGCCACUCCCAUCCCACUGUCACUCACAGUGCUGUCGGCCCAAUGUAUGCUAUGGGCGCUCCUAUCCCUCCACACCACCAUCAAGGCAGUGACGGAAUACCAGAGAAGAAGAAGAAGAAAGAGGAGAAAGACAGGGACAAGCAUGACAAAGAUAAAGAGAAGCCCAAGAAGAAGAACACAACAGCCUAUCAGGUGUUUUGUAAAGAGUACAGAGUCAACAUCAACGCCGAACAGCCAGGACUAGUCUUUGGUGAACUAAGCAAGAGGUUGGCAGAGGUGUGGAAGGCGAUGCCCGAGAAAGACAAACUCGUCUGGAGGCAGAAGGCUCAGUAUCUGCAGCACAAACAGAACAAAGCCGAGGCCACGACGAUCAAACACAAGAGCUCCACCGAGAGCAAAAGCAAAGUUGUAGCAACAGGAACCGGGAUUGUGUCGCCGAGCAGAGCCCCCGGCACCUUGUCCCUGUCCCCUGCCCGAAUCCCAGAGGUGGAUCCCAUUGAUGCAGCAGCUCACCUGCAGCUACUGGGAGAGUCCCUGUCCCUGAUUGGGCAUCGACUACAGGAAACAGAGGGGAUGGUGGCCGUGUCCGGGAGCCUGUCUGUACUUCUGGACUCCAUCUUGUGUGCGCUGGGGCCACUGACCUGUCUCACAGCACAGAUACCACAGCUAAACGGCUGUCCUCGAAACGUCCUGUCGAAUACAUUGGACAACAUCGCCUACAUCAUGCCUGGACUGUGAGUGGAGGAUGCAGAGUGAUUGUUCAGCAGAUCCAGAGUCAGCAGACGUGACAGGAUUGGUUCUUGGUGCAGGACCGACCCACGGACUUUGAUUUAAAGCCACUGCCCUGCAUCUGAAAACUUGGAAUAUUUCUAGUGUCGACAUAUUUUUUAAAGUGUAUUUUAAAAAAAAAAAAGGAACGUCAUUCUUUUAAUUUUGUAAUUGUCAUAUUUUUUUAAAUGAAACAUUUUACUGGACAUUCUAAUUGUUCUUGGGGUAUCAGCUUAGUUUUACUGUUACUGUACAGCUGUUGUGUGAAUGUGUGUGUGACUGUAUGUAAUGUGCUGAACGUGUGUAGCUGUAAAGUGGGUGUGGCCGUGUGACCGAUGAGUUUCCCCUACCUGUUUUUUUACUGAAAUGUACAGGAACAAUGUAGUUGAUCUUCUGCUCAUCAUCAACAAACAUAAUAUAUUUAACACCUGAUUUUCUUUUACCAUGUAAAAAGUACUGUUAUGCCUUAUUUGCUUGUUUUAUAGAUUUGAUAUUUCCCUGUUCUUACAGCGUUUAGAUUUUGUCUGUUCUGUAGAAGUUCAGAAGCGAUAGAAAAACAGUUUGAUCUAAAAUGAGCUGCUCAAGCAGUUCACUGCUUCAAAUCCACAACUGUGGCAACAAUAAAAUAUGAUCUGAUCAGAUAUGACGCAG
Messenger RNA from Limanda limanda (common dab), 2607 nucleotides. RefSeq names its product HMG box domain containing 4a (gene hmgxb4a). Lineage: Eukaryota; Metazoa; Chordata; Actinopteri; Pleuronectiformes; Pleuronectidae. The record is from RefSeq and is a predicted model, not a curated record. The coding region runs from base 127 to 1926 and encodes 599 amino acids. The transcript is spliced from 13 exons.